GCAUUUGAUCCCUCGAUUUUGAUUAUUAUCGUGGGCUGCUUCAUGUUUGUAAUCACAUUCUGCGGAUGUAUUGGAGCUCUGAGGGAAAACAAACUCUUACUACGAAUUGUAAGUUACCGGUAAAUUAUGUAACUAUUCUGCUUUUAAGAUCCCCAUGAAAAUUCAAGGGUUGUCGCUAAGAUUUCAAGUUGCCAAAGUUAAUACAACAAGUAGGCAGGGAAUCAAACAGCUAGGGGUUUCUAACAGUUUUUCAAGGUUCAUAUUUGUUGUUUGUAACAUUUGAUAUUAAAUAUAAUACUGGGGAGACAUAUUUGUUUGACACAAAGCUGUAAUUUUGUUAUUCGCAAGGAAUGUCUCAAGUUCAGGAUGAAGACUUGUAAUUGGCAUUAUAAACAAAAUGAAGUAGGCAGCUGUGACAGAGCUCCUUUAAUAUCAUGAUUAUUUUAAAUUUUGUAGUUUAUGGGAUUACUCACCAUUAUCUUCAUCUUGGAACUGGUCACAGGAUUUGUUGCAUUCUUUUUUGUUGACAAGGUAAAAGGAAUUAAAUUGUUCAUACACACCUUUGCGAAGUCCAAUGAAAGCUUUUAGUUUUGUUUGCGAGUGUUUGUUUGCGAUUGUUUAGACUGUCUUUAAUAAUACCUAUAGGCUCAAAUAGUAAACAGCAUCUGAUCUUUCACUAUGUCACUGAAUUUAACAGAAGGUCAUUGAAGAAAAGGAAAUGACCUUUUCCCCUGCACUGUUACCAUACAAGAUUUGAAGGAAACUAUGCAAAUCAGAGAAAGAAAAAAAAGAUGGAUGUAAAUUUUUUAGAAAUCAAAACUGACUAUGUCUUAACUGUCCAACCACCCAUAGCCUCUCUGUUUCUAAUAAUAAGUCCAUUGAGGUAAUUAUAGGUGAGAGACAUCUUGUGGGAGGCAGCAGUAGGAGGCAGCAUGGCAGAGUGGUCAGCGCGUCAGACUAGCAAUCAGACCAUCCCGGGUUAGAGUCCCACUCUGGCCACUUGCUGGAUUUGUUCUCUGUCAUCCCAAGUUCAAAUCUUCAGCCACACUUGUAAAUAGCCAACUGGCUGCCUCCCGCCAGUUGGGGUUUUUAAUCCUGUUAUGUUUUAUUUGCAUUAUCUGUUUCAGAAUUAUUUGAAUGGAGUGCCUGUAAACUAGCUGGAUAAGCUAAGUGCACUUGCCACUAUAACCAAACCUUUGAAUUAAAAAGACAUAAAUGGUCAUUUGCAUAAAAAAUAGAGGAUGCAAGUUCUUGUUCUUCAGACUGCUACUCUCACUUUUCAAAUCUUGCCUCUUGCGGUGCAUGAGUACUGUUGGGCCUCUUUGACUUUGUCUACUCACAAAGUUUUUUGAAAACAAAAGAUUCUCAAGAACAAUAGCAUACAUAAUUUUAUUUGAGGGUUGUUUCCUGAGAACUCAGUUAAUGGUUUUAUAGUUUUCAACGGUUGCAUAAUUGAACCUUAAAUUUAUUUGCAAAAAAAUUGAGAAUCUUUUGUUCAUAGAAAACGUUGGGAUUGGACAAUUCUCUAGCAAGUGUCCCGGUUUGAGUGUCUGCAAUGUACUAAAAGUAAAAACGGGAUAGAAAUAAUUGCUUGCAUUAUAGAGGUUUCUGUACAAUAGUAUAAAGUUUUAUUGCUUUGUCUGGCAUUUUUGACAUUGUAUAAAGAAUCGGCCAUACAAUUUUGGAGAGAUGUCUGUAUUUUAUCUCGUUUGAUCAUCUUCUUCCACAUUCAUUACAAUAAAGCCAGAGCAAACUAAGCUCUUUAUUCGAGGCCAUAUCUGGCCCCAUGUAUAAGGCAAUCCAAAUUCCAAAAUCUGGGAAAUUUUUGCUCGUGGAAUUCGGUAUCCUGGGCUUUGGAAUCUGGAUUUCAGCCUUAGGAAUCUGAAACCCCGCUAACGUUUGGAAUUCAGAAUCCAAGUUCCUGCUGAUGAGGAAUAUUGAAUCUACAGCGUAGAUAAAUACAGAAUCCAAGACUGCUAGGGAUUGCCUUACCUGUCUGAGAUGGGGCAACAUAUCCCUUAUAACAAAUCCCUGAAAAUUGUUUUUAAAAAAAUCAUGGGGGUACUUAACGACUGUUUUCUGUAAAAUGUCUGUUCGAGGCAAAUAUUGCGUAGAAUUUUUAGUACUUGAAGAUGGCCAAAAAUUUCUAGAUGACCGUUCUUUUCAUGUACAAUUUUCGAAGCUUACCUCAUAAUUUCCCUAUGAUUUUCUUAAGUUUAAUUUCUCACAUUUCACUUCCGAGGUUACGCUAUUUUUCGUAGAAAAAAGGAAACCGAAAAUUUUUGGAUUUAAAAAUGUGAUGCAUGGAGAGAGGAAUCUAAAAAAUUCUUACUUUCGAAAUACAUUAAAUCGCACCUAAAAUUUUCAGGAAAAGAAAACCAUGAAGACCCUUGUAAUUUUGAAAAGACUUAAGUUCCCCUAGGAUGACCGAACAGAUACAAAUUUUAUAGCACCGCUUAGAAUGUAUUUCUAGAGAUCGAUAAGUAUACUGAAUAAUCUUUAAGAGUGAUUUCAAUGUAUUUAGGAGGAAACCGUCGUUGGGCGCCCCUGAAAUCAGUCAAAAUACCUAAGUCUAUUAUCCCUGCAGACCCGUAGUAAAGUGAAAGAGGCAACAUACAAGGUGAUCAAGCGGUACAGAGAUGACCCAGAUCUUCAAAACGCCAUAGAUGGAAUACAGAAAGGAUUGAAAUGCUGUGGAGGAUACUCUUACCAUGACUGGGAACAUAAUGAGCACUUCAACUGUUCAGUCAAAACAGUACAGGCAUGUGGGGUACCCUUCUCAUGUUGUCGCGAGGUAAGCAUAUCUGCGCUCUUGAGCCAGAUCGCCGUAUGGUCAGUUGCUUCUUAAAGCAUUUGAAAAGAAAAAUGAGAAGUAACAUUACAGUAAAACUCCGCGACUAAGAGCCUGUUAGGCUAAAAUUUGGCACUUAAAGGAGCUGUGUCACGAAAUUCAGCCAAAUUAGGACACGGGUAUUACAAAACGACCGUUAAAUCCAAGAGAAAGAUAAAAAUAACCGCUUAAAACAUUAAAGGAAGGUUAAAAUAACACAACAGAUACAACAGAUGUCACGGAUGGGCAAAAGUGACGAAGAUUGAAAAGGACUGAAAUUAAGGUCUUUGAAAACUGUUCAGCCUAACAGUUUUUCAAAGUUUAUCUCUGCUGUUUGCAACUUCAAAAAUAAUGCUCAGGAGACAUAUUUGUUUGUCUUGAAUCUCUGACUUUGUCACUUACAUGUAAUUUCUUUGCUUACUUUAAGUUCCAUAGCGAUUGAAGGCGAGUAAUUGGGAAAAUUAAACAAAAUGAACUGGACUGCGGUGACACAGCCCCUUUAAGCCCCCUCUAUUUAAGAACCUGUUUAGCCUAGAAUUUGAAACAGGUUCUUAUUUUCUAAAAUCUAUGAAAAAAUUCUGUGCACUUGGGCAAAUAACGUAAGUCAGCAUUAAGAAUCCUCUUUGGAGACACACAAUUGCUAUUACUACUACUGACCAAAUCAUUUUCAUCUCUCGGAAGAGCUCUACCUGGGAUAGUCUCCUUUGUAGACGCUCGGGCGGGAGUCACGCAGGAAGCUUGCGUGACUCCGGCCCGAGCGGCUACGAAGGAGACUAUACCUGGCAAGGCUCAGUGAAGAUAAAUCUAUAAGUCUUUCAAUGCCUCGCAUGGGAUAAAGUGGAAGAUGAGCGUCAGACUGGGUCGCUGUUGUGUCGAAUUGCACUAUGGGACUGUUUUGGGAACACUGUCCAUUGGUUGUUGCCAGGUUACACAGGAAAUUGGGUUAAAACAUUCCCAGAGUUCCCCUAAAAACGCCUACGUGAGAGCGAGGCUAGCUAUUGUGAUAUGGUGGGGCUAUUUUUCAGUGUCUUUUCAAUCUUUUUUUCAAAACUCUUUGAUAAUUCAUAAAGAAAAACUAAAGAAAUUAGUGUUUAAUGAGUGUCUUUAUAUCUGAUAAAGGUGCGGCUUAACUUUACGUCCAAUUUUUUAGACCAAGAUAACCUCAAAUCUAAAUAUUUGUCCAAGAAUGAGGUGAUCUAUAUCAGAGAUUUUUAAGCCGUGCAAAAAACUCGCAGUUGUGUAUUAUCAGGUGUAAAAACUCUCGGUUUCGUCUUGAGUUUUACGUCAUUUGGUGUUUGCAGGUAUCCCUAACACCGAAAAAACUAACAAAAUUGACCUAUUACAGGGUACCAAGAAGAGUUGCUCGCUGCAUAAUUUUUGUUUACACCGAUAUUCUUUGUCGAACAGGAUCAAAUAAAUACACAGUGUGGAUUUUCUGUACGACGAGAGAAACUCGUAAGUACCUUUUAUUAAUCAGUACGCGCCGCAAACAAAUUUUACCAAAGCAAAAGGAAAAAGGACGACGUGUAUUACUAAAUUAAUAUCAUGCACCUGCUUUGCUUGUUUAGUCGAGGUGUUACAGAUCUACUCUAUACUGUAAAAGAUUACAUUUUUGUGGCGUUCUAUUCCUUAGACCUCUCAGUAACUGCGGCCACAUUGUGCGUGACCCCUCCUAAAAUGUUGUGCAAUUGGACAAUUGAGGGAAUUCCACUCAUUUUAGGUAUCCUACUGAUAAACUGCUACUACUAGGAUAUUUGCUGGAUCGACAGGCCAUACUUGUAGUCUGUCCCCUUCGAAUUAUAGUGUCGUCUGUAUAAAGUAGAACUUAUAUUCUAACUGCUUUAUCGUAGUUGCCAGAUUCUGCUGACAGCUUCCCCUCUUCCAUUGUUUGUGAACUCGUCUUAAACAAUGAUUUUAUUACAAAUAGGUAUGAAGAGUCCUGGAACUCAUUUUGUGAAAAAUCAUGAGUUCCAGUUCAAAAAAAAGUGAGUCCGAAAUUGAAAAUGCUUCAGGGACGCGCCUUUAACCAGACAGUUAAUCUGAAGACAGACUCCAAAACUCUGUAUUACAGUUUACUGAAAUUCAAAUAUAGUCAGUUCUAUUUUAAAGCACAACAAAGACUAAAAGAAAUAUGCAUCGUUAAACAACAGCCAUAAUGACUGCCACAGAAAUUACGCGAACGGGCCGGAUAUUUCUUCAAACACGCAUGUUCAGAUCGAUCGGUUUUUGCGUCCUACGGGACGCAUGCCAUAAAUUAUUUUCGCCUUUGGGGAUUUGCUUUGCGUCAGGGACGCAGGACACAGAGGUAACAAAAUCACUACUAGAAAUAUCGGAAUUUUUAAAAAAACACGAUUCGAAGCCUCUCAUAAGCCAGUGUUCAUUCAAAUGUGGCAUGUGUGCAAACUGUCCUGUGCGCAUCUCUCACUUGGUAUCUACAACAUUUGUAUUCCUUAGGAAACAGAAGCUCCCUCGUUGAUUUACACCCAAGGAUGUAUAGACAGCCUGACAAACUGGAUUAACGACAAUCUUCACAUCGUUGGCGGUCUGGCAUUUGGUUUUGCAGUUAUCCAGGUCAGUGUGUAUUUCAGUUUAAAGGAGCUCUGCCCCGGCUGUCUUUUUAAGUUUAUUUUGUGUAAAAUGGCAAUUACGCGUCCUUGUUCUCUAUGGAAAUUAAGAUUUUACUUCUGAAUGACAAAAUCACAGCUUCGUGUCCAGCAAAUGCACCUCCCAAACAUUUUUUCAAACGUUAAAAACAUCAAAUGAACCUUGAAAAACUGUUAGGCUAACAACUGUUUUCAAAAAGCAUAAUUGCAAUCUGUUUAAUUCUCUUCCAAUCACGUUUGUUUAUCCAUUCGUCUUUUUGUAUUUGCUGUGUUAUCUAUAUAUGUAAAUUCUUUCCUUAAUUUCUUCGGUUUCACUCAAUUUGGUGAUAGUUCCCACCGUCUGAAUUUUGGUGAAUUUCUUGACACAGUUCCUUAAAACAUUCAUCAGUAAUUUCACUGUGGGUCAGCUACUCCGUUAGCAAAGUACUCUUUAAGAUUGCCGAUAAGGUAUCCAGAUCGUUGGUGGGUAUCAGGUCGUUUCGCCCGAAGUUGUUUUGCCCGAACGUAAGUCGAUUCGCCUGAUGUUAAGUUGUCGCUCUUUAAGACUGAAAAAAGGAAUAAGCGUGAAAAAACAGUAACUGCACAUGUGGGUCAAAAACUUUUCCAGCGAAAACGUGAACAAAAAUACAAAUUACACAUCAAAGAUCUAAUUGUUUCGAUUGCUGAGGUACAUAUAGACUUCAGUUUUUAUGUACAGUCUGUUGUCUCGAAUAUGAUUAUCAAGAUCGCUAAAAUCUUUCAGAUCGCUCGACCUUUAAUUUUUUAGGAAUCGCAGCAAUAGAGACCAAUAGAAUCCAAGCUUAACUAAAAACAUCGCUGAUAUUAAAGGCGUGUUGAAGAGUGUUGUUUGUCUUCGGGCGAAUGGACUUACGUCCGGGCGAAACGCGACCACAGUGAGUGGGACCCUCAGUGAUGUUGUGAUGCUUUUUUUGUGGGGGGGGGGAGGGGAGACUGACAGGUGCUCAGUCUUCUUGAAGGCUAAACAAUGUACAGUGAAUCAUAAUUUCCUGACCAUAAUAAUAGAAGUAAUUAGAUACUGCUAUGAAACCCUUUGAAACCUUUCUUUUCUGGUUUUCCUUCUCUAGCUACUCGGCAUACUUGGCGCUUAUAACAUGAUCCGAGACAUCGACCUGAUAUUGAAGUCAGCGGACAGCGAGACAGGAAUAAACUAUAUGCUAUGA
Porites evermanni is the source of this 6614-nucleotide messenger RNA. NCBI's taxonomy places the organism in Eukaryota, Metazoa, Cnidaria, Anthozoa, Scleractinia, Poritidae. The record is from the annotation of a GenBank genome assembly.